AUGUGCAAGGGUAAAGUAAUUGCGGCAUUUGUUUCCAAACAUUUCCUUCCUAUUGGAACACUAUUUGUCAUCCCUCUUGGAAUUAUUUUUCCUGCUCCUGCAGUCUACCUUAAUGGAAAACUACCUGUAGUCCAGAUGUGUAUUGUAACAUUAUUUUUUGUUAUUGGAACAAAAUUUCGUUUAACAGAGAUUCAAUCAGCUCUUCGUUGUUACAGAGAGACUGCCUUGGGAAUAAUCGUUGUUCUAUUGCUCACUCCAGUUGUUGGAACGAAGUUACUAAUGUUACCAAAGUUUCGACAGGUUCCCAGUGCAGAAAAUGGUACAUUGAACAAUAGCUGGUCAAUUGAAUUACCAGAUUUUGGUCCGGAGGAAUUUCGUAUUGGUCUACAGAUAUUUUGCGUUUCUCCAUGCGCAUCAGCAUUUCCUACUGUAGUGGUGAGUGUAUACUGCACUACGGUCAGUUUAGCAUCUUUGCACUAUAAAAAAAGUAGACAAUUUUGAAAAAGCUCUUAAUUUCACAAAUCCGUUCAUUUCAUGAAAUGUUUGAUAAAUAUAGAUUGUUUGGGUGCUUAUAAUGUAGAACAAACAAAAAUCUUCCGCAUGGGGGGGUCUUUUUUAGCAGCAAUAAAAAUAGCUUGCGCACGCAAUUUAAAAGUUUAUAACGCAUUUUGUGUUCAAUCUGUUCGUGGGCGAGAAAUGUUACGUGUUUGAUAAAUGGUCCAAACAUAGCUGCUGAAACUUUCAUUUUUGGCACCAAUGCCUAUCACGCAGCUUAAUUCAUGCAUUUACCUAAUUUGCAUAUUGUUAUCCUUUCUGUGUUGGUGUAAUGUACUCAGGUGGAUAUGAUGCUUGUGAUGUUACUCGAGUGUAUAUCCACACCGGGCAAGCUUGAAAAAUACGCCUGGCCACGGUGGGAAUCAGAGUAACAUCACAAGCAUGCGAACAAACGGAGAAGGCGAACAAACGGAGAAGCGAACAUGCGAACAAACGGAGAAGGCGAACAAACGGAUUUAUUUUAUUAUUCAGUUGAAACGUGCUCAUGUACCUGAAGCUGACAUAAUACAUUUUUACACUACCUGCGUCAGACCAGUCAUGGAAUUCAGCUGUCAAGUUUUCCACUUCGCCCUUCCUUCCUACUUAUCUAAUGCCCUGGAACGGGUUCAAAAGCGUGUUUUAUCAAUCAUCUAUCCACUGACAGGUUAUGCGGAUUGUUUACAAAAAUCGGGCAUCAAACCAUUAAGUGACAGGCGUGUGGAUGCAUGCGAGAAACUGUUUAAUGAAAUCACCACAACACCAGUAGCUAAUAUGCAUAAUCAUGUACCAUCUAGAUACUUUCCAAAUUACGACCUUAGACACUCAAGGUCUUUUGUUGUUCCUCAGACCAAAACGAACAGAUUUAGAAACAGUUUUUUCCCUUCAUCUGCAAGGCAUAUCAAUAAUAUUAACUGACAAUCGAUUCUGAUAUUCAGUUUUAGACUGGCUAACAUUUUUUAGAAAUUUACUAGUUUCAUAGCUAAUUUGUAAUGUAACUUUAAACUUCUGUAAUAUAGAAUUAUAAAUUGUAAUGUAAUUUUAAACUUCUGUAAAUAUAGAAUAACUAAUUUUAAUCAUUUCUCUUGUAAAAUUUAGCACGCAAUUCAGCCUUAUUGGCUGCUAUGUGUUAAUCUUAUUAAACAAACAAUCUAUCUAUCUAUCCAUCUAUCUAGUACAUUACACCAACACAGAAGGGAUCGUGAUUACUAGAUUACAUCAUUGAUAUCGAAAGAAAUAUCACAUACUUGAACCGACCUGUCGACCGCGUAGCACAGUUGGCAGAGCAUCAGGCUAGUAUUCAAAUGUCCGUAGGUUCGAUUUCCACCGUGGCCAGGCGUAUUUUUCAAGCUUGCCCGGUGUGGAUAUACACUCAGAGUAACAUCACAAGCAUGCAUAUUGUUAUUGUAAAAAAAGUAAAAUACACCGUCGGAACUGAUGUUAACACUCGAAGAGCAUUCUGGGACAGUUCGUUGUCUGGGUUGUCCAGUUGCAAGUUCCUACAUUCAAUCCGGUAUACCAUCUAUUCUACUGUAGCAGGGUGCAUACGACUAUAAUAUAUCUUGUAUAGAUUGAAGCUAAUGCGUCGAAGUAGCCCUCUGUCAAAGAGCGAAAAAGUCCGAUUUAUCGGCGAGAUAUUGCACCGACUUGGUGAGACGUACAAUAUAUUAGUUAGCAGGAGAAGGCCCUGCAUGGUAAUAUAUGCAGAAUUGCCACACACUGGCAAUCAUUUGCUGAAUUCAUAGUCAGUGUUCGACGAACUUAUUAAUAUAUAGGCCAUGCAGCUACUUUAAUUCCUUUCUCAGUUUCUCUAUCAAGCAUAAUUGAUUUUAUGCGCGCAUUCGAUCAGUUUACAUUUCGCCGAAUGUGCCAAGGUUGCGUCUAGGUGACCAUUGCAUGAGUGACCACGCAAACAUGAAUUUUAUUUAGUAAUGCAGGAAUAAUACAUCUAUUAGAUUAUUAUUACCAAGAGAUAGGGCUGAUUUACACUUUCCAGGUUUUUUACUAGUUAGACUGAUCAAAGUUAUACUAGACUGAAAAGUAAAUUAUGCUUUAAUCAAUGUUGUUUGAUUAAUUUAAAUUAUAAUUAUAUAAUUUUAUAGUUAUUAGUAACCAGUUAUAUAACCAUACAGAAAAAAACCACAUAAAAUAACCAUGCACUACAAUAUUUUAUGUACCUGAAUAGGUACUUGUUAGAAAUCUGGUUCCAAUUUCUUGUCAAAAACAAUUGUUCCUGGUUUUUAGUGCUUCCUUAUAAUUAGUGAGCUGUUUACAGUAUGAACAUAUGACACGUCCAAUAACUGCUAUAAAAGCCUCAAAUUUGUUUAGGUUAAGACCUUUAUAUAUUUUUUAUUUUGGAUUCUUUAUUGCCCAAAUUUAAAGCUGGUGGUUCUUAAUCCACUCAUUCUUUUCUGUGAGUUUUCAGUGUAGCCCAAGCCAAACAAACAUCCAUUAGCGAGGUCGAUUAAGAAUAGGAUAUUUACUUAUUACUUGCUAAGAUUAAUUGUGCCUUGUCCUUGAUAUCGGAGUGAAACUGGUAUCUGAAACAUUUCAUCCAUGUUGAACCAAAUUUAUGUGCAUAGCUAGUUAAAGAGUUCAAUUGAUCGUUUUGCAAAGUUCAACUUGGUCGUUUUCAGUUCAGUGCAACAAAUAAGUUAUCAAUUACAAUCAGAAUAUUAUCUUUAGUGACCUAAUAAAACGGAUUAUCACAAUCGGCACAGUAGCUAGGGUAGGCUAUUAUCAGUUCAAUAUCCUAUGUCCACAUGAAAUUUAGUCAUGACAAUGACAUCAAAAUUGGAAAGGAUAUUAGUGCAUGAGAUGUGUUGUGUGUUUUAAAAGCUGUCCUCUGAUUAACGCCGUAGUGCAUCUUUAAACUACAUGCUAACCCACCGUUGUGUGUUUUAGCAAUGUUUCAUGACUGGCCAAGCAGUAUAUCAGUGUCUUACGCCUAUAUUCUAAAAGCUCACUCGCGCUCAGAGAGUGGAGGUUCAGUCUGAGCUUCUCUUUACUGUCAGUGCUGUUUUUGAAUAGCUGGAGGGUGAGUAGUCACAUAGUAAAGUACGCAUUAACCCUCCAGCUAUUCAAAAACAGCACUGACACUCAAGGGAAGCCCAGAUUGAACCUCCAUGCACUCUAUGAGUGUGAGUGAGCUUUUAGAAUACAGGCGUUAAUUUGGGGAGCAUUUUUGCGUGCAACAAACUUUAAUAUCCACAGACCCCUGACUCAUGAGCGAGUGCAGCAUACGCUAAGGUUUGAGAUAACCGAGUACGUUUCAAAUUACUAAUGGGCAAAGGCUACCUGCAGUACCAGGUUUGCCAAGAUGAGCUGGCAAUGUGGAUUACAUGUAGCACCGACUUUCUGUUGGGGCUAAUAACGACGAUUACUGGAAGAUCUCUCAAGUGCAGCCCCCACUCCUAAUGUUGGGAGCUUAGAUUACAGUUGAAUUGUAGCGUAGAUGGAAAUGAUCGAGUAGAAAUGUUUAUACAUUUAUUAGACCUAACCAGGAACAGCUGCGAAAAAGGCAACAUUAGGUCCCUGGCUGCGGCCCUGCGAUUCCAGUGCAGCGCUCUAACCAAUUGAGCUACAGAGGCCAUUUGUCGAGCUCCAACCACAAGUUCAUGCAUAUAUACUAUAGGGGUACUGCCGUGUGUAGGUUAUGGGUAAAUAUCAAGAUUUUGUUGGCAUCUCACUAGAUUGAAUAAUAGUUGAAUUGGACAUAAUUCAACUGUUAUUCAAUCGAGUGAGGCCAACAAAAUCUUGAUAUUAACUGGCCAUAACCUACACAUGGCAGUACCCUAAUAAUGUAUAUACUCUGCAGCUCAGUUGGUUAGAGUGCUGCACCGGAAUCGCAGGUUCUAUUCCUGCCAGGGACAUAAAGUUACAUUUUUCGCAGCUGUUCCUGAUUAGGUCUAAUACAUGUAUAUAAAUUUCUACUCAAUAAUUUGAUAUUCAGUACCGAUAGCUUAGAUUAUCUCCCUCUUCUCUCCUGUUGCUGCCUCGAACAUGGCUCGAUCAUGUUGUACAAAAGAUAUUGAGAAACAUAUCUUGGCUAUAUCAUGUUGUAAACGGUAUAGUGAAAAUCAGUCCUAAUGGCAAGGAUAACCUUUCCUGCAGGAGGAGACUGGAGGUAUUUACACCCCCGUGACCCGUGAUCAUAACUAUGAAAAGGACAUUGUAGUAUAUUAGCCUGAUUGUCGAGUUUAAUGACGUCCUAUUCUUUGCAGGUAACAGCAGCCAAUGGUAGUCGAGCACUGACAUUAUUGAUUGCAGUAAUAGCAACCACUAUAUCAGUCUUUACAGUUCCUGUUAUGACUACAUGGUUGAUACCAGCAUUUCAGACUGCCAGUGUUAGUAGCCUAACGAUAUUACCCAGCGUGAUUCUGUUUAUACUUUUGCCUUUGAUUGUAAGUGUCGCUUUUAUAAUAAUAUAUUGUUAGUGUAUUCCGUGAAUCAUAUUUACCGUCAUUUUGACGAAUUUGCAUUAUUAUUCAUUAGAUAUUAUUUAUUAUAUUGCUGUGGAGUCCAUCCACAAAAUGCAGCAUUUCGAUUGGAACGAGGACGAACUGAAAAACUGGCUUGACUAUUUUUUCCAUGCGGUCAAAAAAAAAUUAUAUAAAAUAACUUACUAUUCCACCCUAUGUUUGUGUUAAAACGUUGAAUGUUACAUGUUACGUAUAAUUGCCGCCAUUGAACUGUUUUUUUUGGAACGAAAAAUUAUUAUUAAUUAUUAAAAAUUAUUAAUCUGUUUUAUGUACCUAAAACUAGCUUUGAACUACUAAACUUUUCCAUUCAAUUUUCGUAACAAAUUUCUUAUAUUAUUUCUUCAGGUUGGACGACUUUUAAGAUUCACUGGAUUGGUAAAAAAGGUUGUUACCAAACUAUAUACAUCUCUGAAGUUUGUUACUUCUGGGGCUCUCCUUGUUAUGUUUUGGGUGAAAAUUAGUCAAGCAACAUCGAAAGGAGACCUUCAAAAAUUUUCACCUUGGAUGAUUGUGGCUGUAACAGCUCUUGGUACAGCUGUGAUUACGUCAUUUCUUGUUUUUACCUUCAUCCUUGCUUCUUUACUACGGCUACCUAAGAAAUCAAUCCUUGCUGUUACAGUGCUUUCAUCAGCAAGAAAUUCAAGUAUAGCUAUUACUGUUAUUGAAAAUUUACCAGGCAGUGUUGGGGACAAAGAUCUCAUGUUUUUCCCCAUAAUAUUUGUCUAUUUGGCUAUGGUUGUUAUUAUCAAUAGUUUUGGUUGUUUUAUGACAAUCAAGACAGAGGAAAAUAACAUUGAACAAGAUAAGGACACGCUUGAAGACAAAGUUGAUAGUACAGACAAAUUUACUUUAGUUAUCAAUCCCUUGGAUCAA
This is a messenger RNA of Paramuricea clavata, 5885 nucleotides long. Lineage: Eukaryota; Metazoa; Cnidaria; Anthozoa; Malacalcyonacea; Plexauridae. The record is from the annotation of a GenBank genome assembly.